Dreissena polymorpha is the source of this 1620-nucleotide messenger RNA. RefSeq names its product COP9 signalosome complex subunit 7b-like. Gene Ontology annotation, biological process: COP9 signalosome assembly. Gene Ontology annotation, cellular component: COP9 signalosome. The transcript is spliced from 9 exons. NCBI's taxonomy places the organism in Eukaryota, Metazoa, Mollusca, Bivalvia, Myida, Dreissenidae. The coding region runs from base 170 to 952 and encodes 260 amino acids. The record is from RefSeq and is a predicted model, not a curated record.
AAACAACCAGAACCAGCAAGUCAGGAACGGACUGACACUUCACUCGGAUAUUUCGAUGCAAUAAAAGUGUACACAAUGAUUCUGUUAAAGCAGUGACAAAAAUAAUUCUGAAAAAACUGUAACAGAUUCUUCUUGAAUGCAAAUAGCGUUGUGAUCUUCAAACUUGACAAUGUCGUCUGAAAAGAGUUCCAAUCCCCUGGAGCAGUUUGUUCUGCUGUCAAAGUCUGCCAAGGGGGCAGGAGCUGUGGAGUUGAUCAAACAAGCCCUGGAAGCCACAAAUGUGUAUGUGUUUGGGGAACUGCUCGAAAUGCCACACAUACAGGAGCUGGCCACAGGGCCUCAACAGAACUACUUCGCUUUGUUGAACUUGUUUGCAUAUGGAACCUUCAAGGAAUACAAAGAAAAAAAGGCAGAUUUGCCAGAGUUGACACCUGCUAUGCUUAAUAAACUGCGUCACCUUACCAUGGUGUCACUGGCAACAAAAACAAAGUGUAUCCCCUAUAGAGUGCUUCUACAAGAACUAGACAUUCCUAAUCUGAGGACACUUGAGGAUCUGAUCAUCGAGGUCAUAUACGCGGACAUCAUACGAGGCAAGCUGGAUCAGAGGAAUCAACAACUGGAGGUAGACUACGCAAUAGGCAGAGACAUCCAGGCCGACGCUGUACCAGAAAUCAUAUCUGUACUACAGGACUGGUGCUUGGGAUGUGAGGCAGUGUUGCAGGGUAUAGAGACUCAGAUCACAAAGGCCAACGCCAACAAAGACAACACGGUCCGACAGAGACAAAGAAUAGAACAGGAGAUAACAAAUAUUAAGAAGACGUUAAAAUCGACCCAUGCAGAAGAAGAGAGCAUGGUGACAGAGUCAGUGUCUGUAACAGCUGAAAAGCCUACUAAGAAAACAGCUAAAACAAAGGGAUUAAGAGGAAGUAGUGGCACAAAGUUGUGGAAGUGAAAGAAACUAUGUGUACUGUGAUGAAUUAUUGUGCUGAUGAAUUUGUUUUAUGUGGACAUGUAACAGCAGAAAGUAUUUGACACCUGCAAACUCUGAUGGGUGAAAGUACUGCAACGUCAAUGAACAUUCAGAGUUUUUUUAUUCUCAUGUUUAAUCAAAUGUGAAGAUGGAUUAUUCAAAUGUGAAGAUGGACAGUGUUGAAAAUAAAUAUGUCCAUGCCUGUUACCACCCUUAACUGUUGUUAAAUUAUUGCAUUGCAAAAGUCAUUAUUUGACAGUGCCUGUGUAAACGAAAUGUUCUCAAUGUAAUAUCUUGAUACAGUCAAGAUUCAUUACAAUUAAAUUUAUGAGAAUGUUUUUUUUCAAGUAAGUUUGUUAAGGUAGCUUGCUUAAAAAAGAAGAUUAGGUUGAAAAAAAAUAAUAAAGAAAACAAAAGGUGACUUCUCAACUUAAUGGUCCAAAAUGCCUUCCCAUGCUGCUGGCUAGAGGUGAAAAGUUAGACUUGUAUUUGAACAAACAUUAUGCAACUUUAUUAUUGAUUAUUUAUCUUCUGUAAAACAUAGAUUAAUAAAUAAGUGAUCAUAUUAAUUAAUGAAAGUCAAAUUUGUGUUGCUUCAAAUUGUAGAACAAUAGUUUUAUCUGGAUAUUAAAUUGAUGGUGGUCAAGUCA